AUGGACGAGCCACAAUUUCACGAAAGCAAUGGACUUCUCAAACCAAGCAACAACAACACGGACAGAUCCGUCAGUAAUAUCAGCGAUGACAGCACCAAGAAAAUGGACGACUGGAAGGUUACUCUUAUCAGUGGUUCCUGUGCUUGUGCUGUUGUUUUUGCUGUCAAUCUCAGUGUCACCAUCUGGUCAAGCGUGAGUCUCGAAAGCGGCCGGGAUGGCGUCAAGACGAGCCGAAGAAUUGUCUACGAGGGUUCAUGUUCAAAAACUCGAAACAUGAGUCUCCUGAUUCACCUCAUCAUCAACGUCCUUGGUUCAGUUCUUCUUUCCGCCAGCAACUAUGGGAUGCAAUGUCUUUCUACACCAACCAGAGCCGAUGUUGACAAAGCUCAUGCACAAAAGAGAUGGGUAGACAUUGGGAUACCCAGCUUUCGCAACUUGAGAGAGGUUUCAACUCGGAGAGUAAUACUCUGGUGGCUACUGGUCCUUUCCUCACUGCCACUCCAUCUUUUGCUCAACUCUGUGGUCUACUCAUCCUUAGCAACAUAUUCUUACAGUAUAUUCACUGUCGAUAAAAACCUCGAGCUACUCGAGAGAUAUCAUGUACAUGUGCCUGCACAUAACGGCACUAUAAAAUUAUUUGAUUCAAGGAAAAUAAUACUCAGUCAACUCAAUAAUCUCACUGCUUUAGAGUGCAUCAACCAGUAUGGCACAACUUUCCAAACAGAAAGUAUCGACGUUAUACUAGUUGUCGACGCGUCGCCGUCCGAAUUCGAAUCAAACAGGACACACAAGAUAGAUUCUGCAUUUUCAAACAACGUACGACGAAAAUCCUGUUACCCAUCGGAUUAUCAAUGGAUAUGUGGUAAAUCUUGCAGCCCUUGUCACUUCGAAUUACCACGAAUUAAACUUCAAUCGGACAAUUGGAGUCCAUUCGGUAGUAGGGUCGAAUACUGCCUUAGCGAGCCAGCACCAGAGAAAUGUCGACUCAACUUCGACAUCUACCUUGCGGGGAUCGUACUUGCAGUGAACUUGAUCAAAGCCGUCAUACUGGCCUUGAUUGUUCUUCGCCCACCAAAAGAGCCCAUGUUUGUUCUUGGAGAUGCUAUCCAAUCAUUCUUGGCUCACCCAGAUGAAAACUCGCGCGGAAGUUGUUUAGCAUCGGCACGGAUUGUCCGCGACGGUCUCUUUGGUCGACCAAGUAUCAUGUAUUCACAGCCUAAAAGACGCGGAGUUGCUGUUACCAAGACGCGGUGGUUCUUUAGUUUUGUCAUGUUUGGAGUUGCUUUUACCGUUACCUGUGUGCUUCUGGUUUGGGGUAUCAGAGAAAUCUAUGGUCCCCAGAACGUCAAGAGCCUCUGGAGUCUAGGAUUUGGAACCGCAAACGAAGUCACUCUGAUAAAAGGGAACGAAGGGUUUUCAGAUCAGCCGCAAGCAGGGGAACAGAACAUUUUCCCCAAAGUUCUCACGUCCAACCUUCCUCAGCUGAUAUUCUCUCUUCUGUAUUUUCAGUACAACAGUCUCUACACCUCCAUGGCUGCCGCAAAAGAAUGGAGUGAUUUUGGCUGCAAUCGACGUCCAUUACGCGUUUCCUCCAACCCGCGAGGUCAGCAACGUUCCCGCUAUCACCGCAUUUCGACGCCUACCGACUGGUAUGCCUGUGGCUGCAAGUUGUAG
Molecule: messenger RNA, 1674 nt
Organism: Fusarium poae
Lineage: Eukaryota; Fungi; Ascomycota; Sordariomycetes; Hypocreales; Nectriaceae
Exons: 4
Coding region: 1-1674 (557 amino acids)
Source: RefSeq, a predicted model, not a curated record